Hydractinia symbiolongicarpus is the source of this 1601-nucleotide messenger RNA. RefSeq lists its product as uncharacterized. Gene Ontology annotation, molecular function: zinc ion binding. The transcript is spliced from 2 exons. The record is from RefSeq and is a predicted model, not a curated record. The coding region runs from base 1 to 711 and encodes 236 amino acids. NCBI's taxonomy places the organism in Eukaryota, Metazoa, Cnidaria, Hydrozoa, Anthoathecata, Hydractiniidae.
AUGUACGCGAGGUAUAAACACAGACCAAGAGUUGUACAGAGUAUAAUGCGACAAAACGAAAGCGGCCGCCUCGUGGUCUUCACUUCCAAUAUGUCGACCGAAUACUUCUCGAAAUUAGUAAGUGAAGAUAAACAGCAUUAUUCAAAAAAACUCACACUUGCCAACGGAACACUCCUACGCGACCCUUUUUCACUGAAGGGAGAAGAUUGGAGCGACGAUGUAUCAUUGCUACCCGAUGUUACGCAUAUGGAUUUGUAUGUCUAUCUCAUCCAUACACCCAGUGAAUUUACAAAUGAAUCUUUGAAAGCUUAUAAAUCCUUAGAAGCUUACAACUUUUAUCUUUCUGGGCAUGUUCAAGAUGUUUAUUGCCACCUCUUGAAAGACGUUGAAUUUUGCUACAUUAAAUCCUCCGUACUACCUAGUCAGAGACAAGGACAAAAGCAAAAACUAUAUGAUGUAUGGAUCAUUUUACACACAAGUGGAUGGGUACUUUCAGCAAAUUGUACCUGCGUUGCUGGCCUUGGCUCGGCAUGCAGUCAUGUUGCUGCCCUUUUGUUCAAACUGGUUGCUUGUGCUACAUUGGAGUUAAACAAAAAAGCUUGCACAAGCAAAUUAUGCUCAUGGAAAAAAUCUAGAAAAAGAGCACACCCUGCACCUCUGAAGCACAUAAACUUCAAAAGACCAAAAAAAGCGAAGUCCUGCCUACUAUAGACGAACCUUUUGAAGGUGAAUUGAAAGGAUUCACAUCAGUGGAUCCCUUGAAAUUCGUAACAGAAGAGGAAAAACAACAGUGGAUUUCACUCAGUCAAAUUGCUCCAGAUGCAGUUGUACUUAAAAAUAUAAGUCUGGAUUUAGGUGAAUAGAGCUCGUUCAGUAUAUGAACAACAUGUCAAACAACACCAUGUUGAUCUCCAAGUUGUCACAACUGCACUUCAUAUUGAUCCAAACUUUCCAUAUCUUGCAGCAAGCCCUGAUGGAUUAGUGAAGUGCAAAUGUCAUGGUCAGAGUUUAGUUGAGAUCAAAUGCCCAUUUAAAUAUAAAAAAAGUUUGAAGCUAUGGAGAAACGAUAAAAAUUGUCCCAUUGAUAAAGCUGGGAAAUUCAAAAAAAAUCAUGCUUAUUACUUCCAAGUACAACAUCAAAUGUUAGUAACUAAAAUGAAUUAUUGUGACUUCUUUGUUUUUUCACAAGGAAAGCAAGAAAAUGAUACUUUUCUGAUCAGGGUUACAAAAAAUGAACCAUUUUGUCGGAAACUUCGUGAAAAACUGGCCAUUGUAUUCGAAAAGGUUUUGUUACCAGAGCUUGUCACUCGGAAAAGUGAUCCCAAGUUACUAAAUGAAGAAAAGGUGUAUUGCAUAUGCAGAAGACCAUCCUUCCCACCUAUGAUUGGUUGUGACAAUUUAGGCUCAUGUGACAUAGAAUGGUUCCAUUAUUCUUGUGUGAAGAUAACAACGCCUCGUGUUGCCAACUCUUGCUCGAUAAGGAAUCCUCGAUCAGCCAAAACAAGAUCUCCAUUUUCGACUAAAUCCAAAAAACCACUUUUUAUUGUUAUUUCCUUAUCAGAGACUCUACCUCCCCAUCCUUCUGAUAGGAAACUAACACU